AUGGUGACUCCCAGCCAACUCAUCCAUACUUCAGACCAGGAGCAGAUGGAGGCUGGUUUGGGGAGCCAGGCCCACAUAGACCCAGAUUGGGCCUCAAAAGUUACAAAGACGAGGGACCGACGGGGACAUGGCGCAGAGAAGAAGGGGGGGAAGGGUGAUGGGACAACUCCGACAGCUGAAAGAGGGAUUGAAAAAGAGAGGAAUGAGGAGAGUGAAAGGAGGGAACGAGGGGUGUGGCAGAGAAGCGGUGGCAGUGAUGGUGAUGGUGGAGCCCCUAAGGAGCACAAAUGCAAAAAUCAGCAUUACACAGAUGUGCAUGGCUUGCCUUGUAUUGAAAAGAUUGUGUGUUCAGUCGAUGAGACACCAGAGCCUUUACAAACAGUCAUCCAUGGGACCAUUCCAAGCUGGAUCAAGGGCAACUUCCUUAGGAAUGGCCCCGGGAAGUUUGAAAUCGGAAAUAACAACUUCAACCACUGGUUUGAUGGCAUGGCUCUGCUGCACCAGUUCAAAAUUGAGAAUGGCGAGGUGACAUACAAGAGCCGCUUUCUCACCAGCGACUGCUACAAGGCCAACACAGAGAACAACCGCAUCGUCGUAUCCGAGUUUGGCACCAUAGCCAUGCCGGAUCCCUGCAAAAACUUCUUCCAGCGCUUUCUGUCACGCUUCGACAUGCCAAAGCCCACUGACAAUGCAAGUGUGAGUUUUGUCCAGUAUAAGGGAGAUUACUAUGUCAGCACUGAGACAAACUUCAUGCACAAAGUGAAUCCAGAAACUCUUGAGGCAACUGAGAAGGUGGACUGGAGCAAGUUCAUUGCUGUCAAUGGCGCCACAGCACAUCCACACAUAGACCCUGAUGGGACAACAUACAACAUGGGGAACUCCUACACCGCUAAAGGGGCAUUUUACAACAUUAUCUGUGUGCCUCCUGAGAAAUCCUCUCCAUCAGACACUCUAGAGGGCGCCAAAGUCAUUUGCUCCAUCCCAUCCGUGGAUAAGACCAAACCCUCAUACUACCACAGCUUUGCGAUGACUGAAAACUACGUAGUGUUCAUUGAGCAGCCCAUUAAAAUGGAUUUGCUGAAGAUCAUCACUGGUAAUCUGAGAGGGAAAGGCAUCAGUGAGUGUGUUUACUGGGAUCCUAAAUAUGACACCAUCUUCCAUUUGAUCAACAAGCACACAGGAAAGCUGAGCCAAAUCGAGUACCACACCAAGGCACUGUCCACCUUCCAUCAGAUCAACGCCUAUGAGGAGAAUGGAUUCUUGGUGAUGGACAUGUGUUGUGCGGAUGACGGAAAGGCCAUCAACAACUACAUGGUCCAGAACCUGCGGAAGUCAGGAGAAGCCCUGGAUGAGGUGUACAACACAAUGUGCAGAGUAUUCCCUAGGCGCUUUGUGCUGCCUCUGAAUGUGAGCAAUGAGACACCUUGUGGAGAAAACCUGAACAGAAGAUUGAACAGUCCAGCUACGGCUAUCAAGACAGAGAAAAAUCGGGUUGACUGCACAUAUGAGGAUCUUCAUGGGGAUGAUCUGCAUGAAUAUGGUGGACUAGAAUUCCCACAGAUUAACUAUGCAAAGUGCAACACCCGUCCUUACCGCUACUACUACGGCUGUGGCUUCCAACACCUUGUGGGAGAUUCCCUCAUCAAGAUGGACCUGGAAGGGAAGAAAAUGAAGGUAUGGCAGAAGGCUGGAUUCUACCCUUCUGAACCUGUGUUUGUGCCAACACCUGAUGCAACAGAGGAAGACGAUGGAGUCAUUUUGUCCGUGGUCAUCACUCCAAAUGAGGACAAGGGCACGUUCCUGCUUGCUUUGGAUGCCAAGUCAUUUGAAGAGCUGGGCAGAGCAGAGGUGCCUGUGAACAUCCCCUAUGGAUUCCAUGGCACUUUCAACGCUACAAACUAA
Sardina pilchardus (European sardine) is the source of this 1902-nucleotide messenger RNA. RefSeq names its product beta-carotene oxygenase 2b (gene bco2b). The coding region runs from base 1 to 1902 and encodes 633 amino acids. Lineage: Eukaryota; Metazoa; Chordata; Actinopteri; Clupeiformes; Clupeidae. Gene Ontology annotation, molecular function: carotenoid dioxygenase activity; beta-carotene 15,15'-dioxygenase activity. The transcript is spliced from 13 exons. Gene Ontology annotation, cellular component: mitochondrion. The record is from RefSeq and is a predicted model, not a curated record. Gene Ontology annotation, biological process: carotene catabolic process; retinal metabolic process.